AGUUAGAAGAGCAUUAGAGUUACACAAUUAUCUCAACUUUAAUCUUAAUUAACUGUAAGUACAUCUUCAUUCCCAGUAUUCCUAUUCAGGUUUUGGUUUGGUCAGGAAACGAUUAUCAGUCACUGUCAGACAGUGUGUUUUAAUGUAGGUACGUAUUCAUCUAGCUUCCUGGCAUUGGGGUGUUCUUUGGAGCUCAUGAAUAUGCUGAUAUCCUCAUUAAAUGGUGCCUAUGUUUUGCUGGCAUCUGCAAAUAUUUUCCUCUGCUGUGUGUAACUGAAACCACAGGACGCGACUCUCGACUCAUUUCACGCAGCUUGCCAGAUUGAGCCAGACUUCAGCGCUCGAACUUAAAAGUCUUUCAAUCAUUGCAAUGGGAGGAAGUUAGCAUUACACUCUAUGUGUUUCACUCUACAUCAUACAUUUUCAUUUUUUGAUGACUUGAUAACUUGGUUUCCGUCUAUGACCUUACCAAUCUGGAGAUAGCUGUUGACUGCGGAUUUUAUGACCCUGACCAUGGUAAAGGAAGAAGUAAUGGAUUUGAAACCCUCAAUCCUGAAAUUGGAGCAUGAACUUAUCCUGGAUGACCAUGAAGAGACAGGCAACGCAGGCGUCAGCAUGGGCUCAAAAAUUCUUCGGCCAACAAAGAAUCAACGCUGCAGACAAGAUUCAAAUAAAAGCACUAACCAAAAGAAAGCUCCGCAAAAGAAGUUGGGUCUAUUCCCUAUCGUUAUUUUGGAAAGGCUGGAUCUUUCAUCGUUAAAGAGUCUUCAAUCAAAGAUCAAAACCUCUGCAUCUAGUGAUAAGAGUGGACCUGAAAAAAGCUUACGGAUAAAAGAAGAACCGGUGGAUAUUGCGGACCUUCAUGCAGAUUUUGUGAUGAACUCUCGUCAAAAAAUUUCAAUUGGAACCAGCUCCUACAGCAUCUGCGAUGAUCAUUCAAAAUCUUCGCUCGAUGUUGUCGAAAAGAAAUUGAAGAAUUUGCUUACAAUGGAAAGUAGUGUCACCCAGCCAAUUGUAGAAGCCGAGAAUGAAACAGAAGUCUCUAUCAAUGAAAAUAUUGAUUCCUCUUAUCAGAAUCAGUUUGGAUCAAGUGAUGCCCUGGCUUCGAAGACUUUGAAGGCUUCUCUGAAAGAAAAAGAACCGGUCAUCUACAAUUUGGAAGGGACCCUUAUCAAAUCAGAGAUUCCUGUAAUUGAGAGAAGCAUCAAAAUACCCUCUGGAACCGUUCUCAAAAACGGUCAUUAUCGUUGUGACUUGUGUGGGAGACAGUUGAAAAACAUUUCAAAUCUAAAAGGUCAUUUCCGGAAUAUUCACUCAGAUGAGAGACCCUUUUCCUGUAAACUCUGUCCAAAGAGGUUCAAAACAAAGAGUAUUCUCAAACAUCAUUUAUAUGUAACUCAUUCUGAUGUAAGACCUUAUAAGUGUACAUUGUGUGAAGCUUCCUUUAAAACUAAAGGUAGUGUUGCUUUUCAUUUAUCAAGUGGAAUUCACUCUGAUAAAAGACCCCACGCUUGUAAACUCUGCCCAUUGCGAUUCGCCGCAAGGAGUAACCUUUUAUCUCAUAUCAAAACGCACUCACUUGAAAGACCAUACUCUUGUAAAGUGUGUGCAAGAGGGUUCAGAUUAGAAAAAUUUCUGCAGCACCAUUUAAAGACUCAUUCUGAUGAGAAACCCUUUGCUUGUAGAGUUUGUUCUCUACGAUUUCGAUGCAAAGAAAGUCUUCGGAAUCAUUUUCAACGACUUCAUGCUCAUCAAAUGACAGAUACUUGUAACGAGAGUUUUAACUCCCGUAAAAAAAGAGAUUCUAAAAAAAAUUUGAGUUGUCGUGGCUCAGGUAGUAAUCUCAAUCCUCUUACUCAUUCUUCUCAACAUAAAAACAAAAGACAAUUAAAAAGUACGUUAAAAACCUUUUCCGCCAAUGAACUUUAUACUUGUGAAAAAUGUUCCGCAAAGUUUAAAGAUAAAAAAGGUCUUCUACUUCAUUUACAAAGUCAUGCCAAUAAGAGACUUUUGGAAUGUGCGCAUUGCGAUGCAAAAUUCAUUAGGAGAGAUGUCCUCAUAACUCACUUGAGAUCACAUUCUGAUGAAAGACCCUAUUCUUGCCAUAAGUGCGGUAAACGGUUCAAAGGUAAAGGACCCCUCUGGACUCAUCUUAAAUCUCACUCGAAUAAAAGGCCUUUUAAGUGUGAUAUCUGUGAUGCACGUCUCAGAACUAAGUCCUCUCUGAAGUAUCACCGAUCAACUCACUCUGUUGAGAAACCAUUCACCUGCAAUCAAUGUUCUGCUUGUUUUAAAGGAGAAUCAGGUCUAAAAUCUCACGUUCAAAAUUAUCACACUGAUAGAUCUGUCAUGUCUUGUAAGUACUGUUCAGAAAAAUUCUCACAAAAAUUUUGUCUUCAAUCGCAUGUUCAAAAAAUGCAUAAAAAAGAAAGACCUUUCUCUUGUGGCGAAUGUAGUUUUCGAGCUGAAUCGGAACACGAUCUCGAUUCUCACCUCCGAGUUCAUUCUGAUGAAAGACCUUUCGCUUGCAAACUUUGCUCCCAAAAAUUCAAAAGGAGGUGGGUCCUCAAAAUGCAUUUACUUAACAUUCACCACAAGAAAUCCCUUCCAUCCUGAAUUGUGCCGGAUUCGAAACUGAUCACUGCACUAAUUUUAAGUGCAAAUGUGAAUAAUCUGUAAGGGCUAGGAUCUCUUUACUUCAGUGGUACAGACGAGUUUAACUGUAGAAUUUUUUUUUUUUUUUUUUUUUUUUUUUUUUUUUUUCACUCAAAAAUGUAAGCAAGACUUCUUUUUUUUCUUUGAUAAAUUGGGGGUAAAUUCAUCCCUUGAGAUAGAAUUGAAUAAUUCUGGGCUUUACCCUAAAUGAUGAUAAAAAUUUGAUCAUCCAUUUAUUUUCAACAAACUGAUAAUAUAUAACUGAUGAGAAAUGUUUUAAUUGUAUUGGCAGAAACUAUUCUAUUACUUAUUUUGUAAGAGCUCUCAAUAAAAGAACAUCUUUCAAUAUUCAUAA
Bemisia tabaci is the source of this 3010-nucleotide messenger RNA. RefSeq lists its product as uncharacterized. Gene Ontology annotation, molecular function: DNA-binding transcription factor activity, RNA polymerase II-specific; RNA polymerase II cis-regulatory region sequence-specific DNA binding. Gene Ontology annotation, biological process: regulation of DNA-templated transcription. The record is from RefSeq and is a predicted model, not a curated record. Lineage: Eukaryota; Metazoa; Arthropoda; Insecta; Hemiptera; Aleyrodidae.